CGAUCUUCGUCUUCCAUGUAACCUUAUUUUAUUUGCUUUUGCUACUGUCAAACAUGCCUCUGUUCAAAGAUGACCAAGGCCCAAACCCUUUUCUUUUGAGAAAAGACCAAAACCCUCGAAGCCAGAUGGCAAUGCCGUCAGAUAGUGCUGCUGCUGCUGCUACCGUCCCUAGUGCCGGGGUUGUGUCUAAAGCUUUUGUAGAACGCUAUUAUCGCAUGCUUCACCAGUGUCCUGAGCUAGUUUUCUCAUUAUACAGAGAUGAAAGCAUCGUAACUCGCCCUGGUUCUGACGGCACUAUGUCUUCGGUGACCACUAUAAAUACAAUCAGCAAGAAGAUUAUAUCUUUUUUUGAUUACAAGAACUGCAAGAUAGAGAUCAAAUCAGCAGAUGCUCAAAGGUCUUUGCAGCGGAGCGUUAUUGUUGUAGUGACGGGAUGUUUAACUGGAGCAGACAAUGUGCGGCGGGAAUUCAUGCAGACAUUUUUCCUAGCUCCACAAACGAAAGGAUACUUUGUCUUAAACGAUGUUUUUAGGUACAUCAAGGAGCGCGAACCUGCUGAGGUUACUUCUGUAUUGGGAAAAGGUGCUGCUGAAAACGUUCCUGUGACCGUGCCUUCAACGUCAGAUACAGGUUGAAUUAACAUUUCUUGUCCCAAAUUUGUAUUGUGCUGAAGCAAUGCAACUUGCUGGCUUAUUUAGUUCUCGACUGUGGGUGUUUAUUUUCAGAACCUGGUCUUGCUCCUGAUCAUUUC
This is a messenger RNA of Oldenlandia corymbosa var. corymbosa, 751 nucleotides long. The record is from the annotation of a GenBank genome assembly. NCBI's taxonomy places the organism in Eukaryota, Viridiplantae, Streptophyta, Magnoliopsida, Gentianales, Rubiaceae.